This is a messenger RNA of Racocetra persica, 176 nucleotides long. The record is from the annotation of a GenBank genome assembly. NCBI's taxonomy places the organism in Eukaryota, Fungi, Glomeromycota, Glomeromycetes, Diversisporales, Gigasporaceae.
AUAAAGCAAAUUUACUUGAACAUAAUGAUCUUGAUACACUUCUGAAUAGAUUUUUUAAAGAGGAUGAUUAUUCUACUACUCUUACUUCUAUGAUAGUUGAUUUUUUUAAUAAUGUUGACCAAAUUAUUACUAUAGAAGAAGCAUUAACAGAUCAACAAAUAAUUACUAUUAUCUAA